AUGGCAGUCAUCUCGAGUUCCAGUCGACCGGUGAGGAUCCCCUUGAGAUCAAGAAACCGAGGCCAUGGCUUUCCUUGGAUUUCUUUGGCGGGCCGCUGGUUGGGCUAUGCCGUGUUGAUCUGCGUCGUAAUAUCGCUGUGUUAUCCCACAGAAACCUACGACACGUACAUGACAGUAUCGGAUGAAGUCUCCUUUCGACUGCAAGGAUAUACUGAAGCGUACAGUGAGACAACAGAUUGGUCCUUUUUUCAAAACGAUUUCAAGCACCGCUUUGGCCGUCUUCCACCCGCAAGUCUCCAACAAUGGCAUCGCUAUGCCCGCUACCACGGUUGUCUGGAAAUGGACGGGUAUCAGACGCUGCACGACGAUUUGGAACCGUAUCGACGCCAAAAACGACAAAAACACAGAAGAUAUUAUUAUGAAAAAGUGAUAUCUUCGGGAAUUCAUCAAACGGACAAUUAUAUGGUCUUUCAAGUAAAGAACCACAUCUUGACCGUAAUUGCCCAAAAAUGUGCCUUUGAUGAGGCUUCCAUUGCGGUAAUUGAAAAGAACUUUCGAUGGAUGUUGACGCCCGUGGUUCAACACACACCUCCUCUCGAUGCCAUUUUCUUUUUUGAUUUACACGACAAUCCCACCCGAAAAUCCAAUCCGGAUUCGCUCCCCAUUUUUGGCACGUGUCGCAUGACUUAUUGGACCGACGAUCAACCUACUACAACCAUUACUACAGAUGAGUAUUCAAAAGCCACGCAACUGCGACAACCCUUUCAUCCCGAUUUCAUGGACACCAGCUACGAGAGUAGCUCUGUCUUAUUGGUACCCUAUUAUUGGGCGCUCGAUGUCUCCCUGUUUUCCUCGUCGGGACCUGCAUUUACGCAACGUCAAGACGCCAUUGUCUGGCGUGGUGUCACGACGGGACAGGAAUGGGGAGUAUCUCCUCGCUUUCAACUGGUCGACGAGUAUGGUCAAAAAAAGGAGUCGGGUGUCCAACUGGACUUUGGGUUUACGGGCGUGGUCCAAAAUACAUCGGCCGCACACACAUUGCCGCCCGGGACCACGUUGGCACCACACAUGAACGAUGCGCAGACACAACAGUACAAGUACAUUAUGGAUGUCGAUGGAAAUGCCUUUACGUCUCGGUUCCCGCGACUCCUCCAAUCCGGAUCCCUCUUGUUCAAAUCUACACGGUUUCGGGAAUGGUACACCGAACGGCUACAGCCAUACAAACACUACGUUCCCGUCAAUUACAACCUUUCCGAUCUAGUCGAAAAACUCACGUGGGCUCAUGAGCAUCCUCAAAUGGCACCACGGAUUGUUCAAAAUGCCGACACUGCAUCCAAACAGUUCUUUCGGCGCAAGGAAAUGCAGUGCUAUGUCUAUCGAAUGAUGCUCGAAUACAAUGAUCUGUUUGAACCAACAACAAAAUAA
Seminavis robusta is the source of this 1425-nucleotide messenger RNA. The record is from the annotation of a GenBank genome assembly. NCBI's taxonomy places the organism in Eukaryota, Bacillariophyta, Bacillariophyceae, Naviculales, Naviculaceae.